AUCCUGGCUAAUGAUCACAUACAUUUCCUCAUGGCUGAAAAGAGAGUGCUGAAAUUAACCGCAGAUUGCCCUUUCCUCGCCCAUUUGUAUUUUACAUUCCAAACAAAGGUAAUACCACCUCCCUCUCCAACAGUUGUACUCCAACACUCAAUACAAAAUAGAAGACUAUCACAUGCACGUGCCACACCUUUUUGACCAUGGAAAAUCUCCAUUCCUUUUAUGUACUUGUAUUCAAUUUCUCAGACUAAGUUAGCUCUCCCCUCACAUAUUUAUACUCCACAUUAUAAAUACACAUAACAUCCUUCCUCUUCACAGGUUGUCUAUUCUGUCUGGGCCACAGUGCCACCCCAAGUGCAGGGAAGUAUUUCCCUAUCAUGAAUGACAGUGCUAUUUGUGUCUUUAGGAUAACUUAUUCUUUGUGAUGGAAUACAUUAAUGGGGGAGACCUGUUUUUCCACGUAGAAGAGAAGGGACGCUUUGACCUAGUCAGCACACAAUUUUAUGCCGCAGAGAUGACAUGUGGGCUUCAAUUUCUCCACAGAAAUGGAGUCAUAUACCGAGAUCUGAAACUGGAAAAUGUCAUGUUGGAUCGAGAUGGGCAUAUCAAAAUUGUGGACUUUGGGCUAAGCAAAGACAACAUGUUUGGCAAUGAUCGUACCAAAAGCUUCUGUGGGUCGGAGCAUUAUGUUGCACCAGAGAUAUUCCAGGGACAACAAUACUUUUCCCCUGUGGACUGGUGGUCAUUUGGCGUCCUGCUUUUUGAAAUGUUGAGUGGUGUGAGUCCCUUUCAUGGAGCUGAUAAAGAGGAGCUCUACACGUCUGUCUGCAUGGACAUUCCUCAAUAUCCCACCUGGAUCAACCAGGAGUCAAAGGACAUUAUGGAAAAGCUAUUGGAGAAAGACCCCAACCGCAGGCUGGGCACAUUCGGGAACAUUAGGGAACACGCCUUCUUUGAGUCCAUAGAUUGGUCUAGGCUUGAAAGAAGAGAGGUGGAACCCCCAUUCAAGCCUAAAUUGGUGAAUCGCAAUGACUGCAGCUAUUUUGACAAGGAGUUCCUGAAUGAGACACCAAAGAUGUCCCGAGGCGACAGCAGAUACACGGGCCCCAUGGACCAGUCUGCAUUUGCAGACUUCUCAUUCAUUAAUCCAAUGUUUUGCAGCACAUAUUGAAUCAUUUCUGUGCUAUUUGUGCUACUAGAUUGUUUAUUUACUGUAUUUACUUGUAAUAAAUCUUAA
Anguilla rostrata (American eel) is the source of this 1234-nucleotide messenger RNA. RefSeq names its product protein kinase C delta type-like. Gene Ontology annotation, molecular function: ATP binding; protein serine/threonine kinase activity. Gene Ontology annotation, cellular component: cytoplasm; nucleus. The transcript is spliced from 6 exons. The record is from RefSeq and is a predicted model, not a curated record. Gene Ontology annotation, biological process: protein phosphorylation. Bases 422 to 1168 code for a protein of 248 amino acids. NCBI's taxonomy places the organism in Eukaryota, Metazoa, Chordata, Actinopteri, Anguilliformes, Anguillidae.